AUGUCGUGCCUGCGAGAACACUUCCAGUGUGGUAUGGUCCUCGACGGACGCUACCGCACUGUCGCACCCCUCAACCACGGCUCCUUCGGUAUGGUCUUUCAGGCCAAGAACAUUGAGACCGGCGAGAACGUUGCUAUCAAGUGCUUGACUAAGAAGAGUGCUGCUGACGAAGCUGGCUUCGAAUUUGCCGUUGACGACCAGUCGGAGGAGCUGGUUCUGCACAGCUUUCUGGGCCGGCACCCAAACAUUGUCAACCUUGUCGAGUCGUUUGAAACCGACACUCAUGUUUACAUUGUCCUCGAGUUCUGUCAGCGCGGUGACCUGUACGAGGCUAUCCGCAACGGCCAGGGUCCGCUCGAGACCGAGCACGUUCGCCGCUUCAUGCUGGAAUUGAUCAAUGCUGUUGAAUAUAUCCACUCGAAGGGCAUUUACCACCGUGACAUCAAGCCUGAGAAUAUCUUUCUAUCGCAGUCAGGUUCCAUGAAGCUGGGAGACUUCGGUCUCGCCACCACUGAUAAGUGGACCUACGAAACUACAGUCGGCAGCGACCGUUACAUGUCUCCGGAGCAGUUUGACUCGGCCGGUGCUGGCUACUCCCCGGCGCAGGCUGAUAUCUGGGCCAUUGGUAUUUGCCUGCUCAACAUUCUCUUUUCUCGCAAUCCCUUCACGACGCCUACGGAGUCUGACCCGUUGUUCCUCGACUUUUCUCGCGACAAGCAAUCCCUGUUCGACGUGUUCCCGUCCAUGUCUCUGGAUACCUAUGAGGUGAUUGUCCAGUGCAUGAAUUUGGAUCCGACGAAGCGUUCUUUAAUCGGCGCGCGCAAUGCUCUGUACCGCUUGGUUAGCUUUACUACUUUGGACGAAGCCCUUGAUGAGUUCUGCUCGGCAGAUUGUCGGGUCGUCGCCUCCGCUAACCGGGAGCCUCUGCGCACGCCAUCAGUCCAGAGCCCUCAGAUCGAAUGCGGCAAUGCUUUUCCAUGGGCAAAGGCUUUGCAUGCAAACUCGCUGCUCGAUAUGCGUCAGCUGAGUGCCAUUCCUGAUAAUGAGAGCUGUUACACCGAGGAGCUUUUCUCGAAGUCUGAAGCCACAAACUCUGACUGGAUGUCUGCCAUGACCGGUGAGACUCCGUCGAUGGCUUCGGUCCUCGACUCAAGCUUUGGUGCCUCCAUGAGCUCGUUUGCACUCAGCCAGCCGAAGUCGAAACAGCUACAACUGCCACAGUCAGGACGGGCUCUUGCUGACAGGGUGUCACCCAUGGCCGGCUCACUUCCAAUUGCCAUGUCCCGGACCCGCAACGCGCCAGACAUGUCACUGGUAUUCGGCCGUAAGGAUGCCGUGUCCAAGAGCUGGAGUGAUAUGUGGGAUGAAGAAGAGGAAGAGGAGGAGGAGCGUGCAAAACAGCUGGAGGCCCUGAAGAAGCUCAAUGCUAGGACCUGGAGCCAGGACGGUGCACUGGAUGGUGCCGAGCGAAAGCUGGUCGUCGAAGAUGACAACACCCCUCGCCAGGGUUUGUCCCCGGCGACCAAGUCAUUGGCCAUGGAUGCGUCUGUUUCACUGAAGCACUCUGCUCUUGCCAAUGUUCAUGAUGACAGCGCCGAUGAUCUCUUCUUCGCGGAUCCGCUUCAAGACGAGAAGGCUGAGCACGAGCAUUCCAAGGAUGUGUUUCCUAGCCUUGUGGCACGGUCUCAUCUUCCCGACGCUGCCAAGUCGCCAUCGGCUUUGGACAAGUGGGUGGCGUUGGGCGAGAGGCGCCGGGCACACACUGGCUCUUCUUCAGGGUCGAAGAGCUCGACAUCCCAGCAGGGCUGGACGAUGCGCACGGGGUUUCAAAGCGAAAAUGCUCUUGGGUACGGCUACAACUCAACAUCGGGACAUGCUUGGGAUCACCACAGCGGGUCUCCUCCUCGCCAGGCACACCACAUCACCUCUACCCACAAUGUGUCUUCGAUUGGUUUUCACAGUAGCCCGAACAAAUUGAACGCGGGCAAGGACCGUACCAAGGGAUGCCCUUGGAACAAAGGUCGAGGCUGGAAUUGGGGCUGGCGCCGGGACAGACGCGUCGAUUUCACCGACCUUGAAUGGGUUGGUGGCUGGUAG
Grosmannia clavigera kw1407 is the source of this 2097-nucleotide messenger RNA. Its product is annotated as serine/threonine-protein kinase. Gene Ontology annotation, cellular component: autophagosome; cytoplasm. NCBI's taxonomy places the organism in Eukaryota, Fungi, Ascomycota, Sordariomycetes, Ophiostomatales, Ophiostomataceae. The transcript has a single exon. Gene Ontology annotation, biological process: peptidyl-serine phosphorylation; autophagosome organization; autophagy. Bases 1 to 2097 code for a protein of 698 amino acids. The record is from RefSeq and is a predicted model, not a curated record. Gene Ontology annotation, molecular function: ATP binding; protein serine/threonine kinase activity.